UUCCUUUCUCCCACCGCGCAGAAGGUCUGUGGAAUGUGGUUCACCGGCCUGGUAAUUCCCGUGGCUUCUGUGGCCCCGUGACCUGCCCUGGUCGUUGGAGUCGUUAUGAGGGACUGGGACCCAGGAAACCUCGAAAUGGACUCAUUGUCCUUUGAGGAUGUGGCUGUGAACUUCACCCUGGAGGAGUGGGUUUUACUGGAUUCCUCACAGAGGAAACUCUACAGAGAUGUGAUGCGGGAAAACUUCAGGAAUGUGGUCUCAGUAGAAAGGAAACAGGAAGAUCAUGACUUUGAAGAUCAGUACAAUAACCAGAGGAGAAGAUUAAGAAGUCCUAUGAUAGAGAGACUCUCUGAAAGCAAAGACAGUAGUUCCUGUGGAGAAAACUUUACCCUCAUUCCAGCUCUCAAUCUGAGCCAGAAAAUUGGUUUAAAACCAUGUGAAUGCAGUGCAUGUGGAAAAGUGUUCAUGUAUCAUUCAUCUCUUAAGAGACACAUGAAAUGUCACAUUGAAAAGAAACCAGGAGAGCAUCAAAACUCCCAGGAGAAGGUAUGUAAAUGUAAAGAAUGUGGGAAAGCAUUCACGUAUCCUAGUAUUCUUAGAACACAUGAAAGAAGUCACACUGGAGAGAAACCCUAUGAAUGUGAACAAUGUGGAAAAGUCUUUUCAUAUCAAAAAUCCUUCCAAAUACACAGAAGAACUCACACAGGGGAGAAACCCUAUACAUGCGAACAAUGCGGGAAAGCCUUCACUUAUUUGAAAUCCUUACAGAUACACAAAAGACAUCACACAGGAGAGAGACCAUAUGAGUGUAAAAUAUGUUCUAAAGUAUUGAAUACUGCCAGCUCUCUUCGAAAUCACCAAAGAAUCCACACUGGAGAAAAGCCCUAUGAGUGUGAGGAAUGUGGAAAAGCCUUCGCAUGGCGCAAAACCUUCCAAAAUCACAUGAUAACACACACUGGAGAUGGACCUUAUAAAUGUAAAGAAUGUGAGAGAGUGUUCAUUAACCCCAGUUCUCUUAAAAUACAUGAAAGGAUUCACACUGGAGAGAAACCGUUUCAAUGUGAACAAUGUGGUAAAAGUUAUAGAUAUAAAGCAGUUUUAAAAAUACAUCGAAGGAUCCAUUCUUGAGAAAAACCCUAUGAAUGUAAAAGUGAAGAGAAAACUUUCGCUUCCACUUACGUUUAAGUGCAUGAAAGAAUUCACACUGGACCCAAACCUUAUCAAUGACUGGAAUGUGGGAAAGUCUUCAUUUGUCUCCUAACCAUUUCAAGACAAUGAGACUGCACACUGGACAGAAAGCAUAUAAAAUGUGAAGAAUGUGGGAAUGGCUUUUCUGAUCUUAGUAGUUUAUGAAAGCAGAAAAGGAUUUACUAGCUAAAACCUUGUUUGUAAACAACCUGAGAAACACUUUAAUUGACCGAUAUCAUUACAUGUGAAAACUCCCAAGGAAAAGAAGUGUGAUUAGUAGUAACAUGAGAUAACUUGAUGGAAGUACUCCAUUCCUAAUGUUCCAGAAGACCUUCAGUAUGAAAGAGUUGUUUUAAAAGUUUAUGUUGUUUUUACUAAGGAUCCUUCUUCAAGUGUAUCCUUGAACUAUAGAUUUCUGCGGAUUUCAGAAAUGAAUAUCACAGUGAGUUAAUUCCAUAAGUUGUCUUUCAACAGUAGUACAUAAGGUUCAAAGGUACUUUUUUUUUACUUUAAUCAGAUAAUGAUUUUUUUUUUUACACUUGAAGCCUGUUGGAUCCAUGGGUGAAUUUAAGUGUAUUUGUAUUAUGCAGUGAGGCUUAAAUUUCUAUUCAUUCUCUGUUUAAUGGGACAUUGAAAAAUGGCAGUUUUGUAUUUGUUGGGAUUUUCCUAGUAGCUUUGUGUGGCAGUACCUGGAUAUUCAUAAUUCAUUAUAUAUAUUUCACCCUUUUUACUGACAGAGAUUGUUUUGGUGAUGGUGCAUAUUGGAACCUUUUUCCAUUUUCCAUUCUAUUAAACACUUGAAGUAAAUUUUACAUAUGGCUAGGAUGUCAAAGAGUAUACUGCUAUGUAAAUUAUGAUUUUUCUUAUUUGCUUUUUGUGUUUCCUUUUGACUAGUAUUUGUUGAGUAGACUGUGAGACUUGUGAUAAUACAAAAAAUCUGGAGUUGGAGAUAUCUUGCCUGUGAGUAAUAUUAGGACCUAGACUUUCUAGAAUCCAUCCCCUUUGUGGUCCCAUGUUAGCAUUCCCCUAUAGCUCAUCUGUGUGUGAUUUUAAAGCAGAUGCAAAGAAGACAUUCUUCAGAUAUUGGAGCUCCCACACUGAGAGAGAGGCAGAUACAUAGGAGCUUCAAGGACACCAUCUUCCAGCUUGUUUUCCAGAUUCUGUGUCCUUGUAGUCAAGAGUAUCGUCAACACCACUAACAAAUGUUUGUUUUCCAUUUUUAUAGAUGUGUAGUUUCCCCUGAUGUCUUUACAGCUUCCACAUCAAAGAUCCAUCAGAGUUUGAAUUUUUUAUGUAAGGUUUCUCGUGUCCACCACGAAAAAUAUUUCAGUGUUUUAUGUUUGGGAAUAUUCUCCGAUUCCACUCUUCUCUGAAUCAUAUCUUUAUAAUAUCUAAUAUGUGUAAGAAACAAUUUAUGCUGUCAAUAGUGCUAGCGACAUUGACAAUGGUGCCACCAAAAAGAAUGACAUGGGAGUUUGUUUCUCUGCUGCAUUGUGCAGUGGCAUCCUUGACCCAUUGUUUCCAUGUGAGACUAAGCACCUUCCUUCUGUCAAGAAGGCGAUGGGUGUUUCCCGUUACUUGCAGCUGAAUAUAGUCCCCCAAUAUGUUUUUUAUUUUACUGUAUAUUAUUAAAACUAUUCUCUAAAGAAUGAUUACAAAUAAACAACAAGGUCCCACUGUAAGCACCGGGAACUGUAUGCAAUAUCCUUUAAUAGACUAUAAUGGAAAAAAUACAAAAACGAAUAUAUAUGUGUAUAACUAAAUCACUUUGCUGUACAGCAGAAAUUAACACAAAAUUGUAAAGCACCUAUACUUCGAUAAAAAAAAAGAUUACAAACCCUAUAAGACAGGGUGCUCAAAAGGACUUUUUAUAGGAUUUUCACUUGUGUUUGAGGAUUUGAUUGUUAUUCAGGAUAGCAAGACAUUUUUCUAUUUUGAAUUCUUUCUGGAGGUUAACUUUAUCAUUGGUGAUCAUUAUCAUUUUCCUGAAGGCAAAAACAAUGUCGUGGAGCUAAACUUAAUUAGUAAGAAGUUUCAUUCAAUUAUAUUAGUAAGAAGAGGGGACUGCUGGUCUUUUUUAUGAUUUUGCAUUUUAUCUUUUAUCAUUGCUAGAAAUAGGGUUAUAAAAUACAUAAAUUCACUUCUUAGUAUGCUUUGUAAUAUUUUUUAAAUCUCCUUUAUGACUUAACUGAGGUCUAUAAAUUUAGGUUAAUUGUGAGACAGUACAAAGCUAGCAAGGGAAAAAGAUAGGACUACUUUGCCAGUGAACCCUUUCUGAAAGACUGUACUCUUUUUUUUUUUUUAAUUGAAGUAUAGUUGAUGUAUAAUGUUCUGUUAAUUUCUGCUGUACAGCAGAGUGGAUCAGGUAUACAUCUAUACAUUCUUUUUCAUAUUGUUUUCCAUUAUUGUUUAUCACAGAUAUUGAAUAUAGUUCCCUUUGCUGUACAGUAUGACCUUUUUGUUUAUCUAUUCUAUGUGUAAUAGUUUGCCUCUACGAAUCCCAAACUCCCAGUACAUCCCUUCCCCACUCCCUCCCACCUUGACAACCACAAGUCUAUUUUCUAUGUCUGUUAAUUGUUUCUGUUUCUUAAAUACGUUCACUUGUGUCUUUUUUUUUUUUUUUUUUUUGCAUUCUCCAUUCCUUUAAUGUACAUAGAGAAACUGGUGUGUGUAAACAGGCAUAGUGCCUCUCCCUCAUUCCUAUUUUCUUUUUUUUUUUAAUUUUUAAAAAAUUUUAUUGAAGUGUAGUUGAUUUACAAUAUUGUGAUAAUUUCUGCUGCAUAGCAAAGUCACUCAGUUAUCUAUAUGUAUAUAUUCUUUUCCAUAUUGUUUUUUUAUUAUGGUUUAUCACAGGAUAUUGAAGAUAGUUCCCUGUGCUAUAAAUAGGAUCCUUUAAAAUGCAUCCUAUAUAUAUAGUAGUUUGUUGAUAUGUUGAUUUCUGUCAUAUUUUAGAUUCCACAUAUAAGUGAUAUAUAGUAUUUGUUUUUCUCUUUCUGACUUGCUGCAGUUAGUAUGAUAAUCUCUAGGUCCAUCCAUGUUGCUGCAAAUGGCAUUAUUUCUUUCUUUUUUAUGGCUGAGUAGUAUUCCCUUGUUUAUAUGUACCACAUAUUCUUUGUCCGUUCAUCUUUUGAUGGACAUUUAGGUUGUUUCCAUGUCUUGGCUAUUGUAAAUAGCACUGUGCUGAACAUAGGCAUGCAUAUUCUUUUUUGAAUUGUAGUUUUAUCUGGGUAUAUGCCCAAGAGUGGGAUUGCUGGAUCAUAUGGCAACUCUACUUUUAAUUUUUUGAGGAACCUCCAUACUGUGUUCCAAAAUAGAUGCACCAAGUUACAUUCCCGCCAACAGUGUAGGAAGGUUCCCUUUUCUCUGCAGGGUCUUCAGCAUUUGCUAUUUGUAGACUUUUUAAUGAUGGACAUUCUCACCACUGUGAGGUGGUACCUUAUUGCAGUUUUGAUUUUCAUUUCCCUGAUAAUUAGCUUAGCAAUUUUUUUUUCUGUUUCUUCCUGAUUAAGUCUUGGGUGUUUAAACAGAUUUCUAAGAAUUUAUUCAUUUCUUCCAGGUUUUCCAUUUUAUGGGCAUGUGAUUGUUCAUACUAGUAUCUUGUGUUAUUUUGUAUUUCUGUGGUAUUGGUUGUAAACUUUCCUUUUUCCAUUCUGAUUUUAUUGAUUUAGGCCCUGUUUUUUUGUUGAUGAGUCUGGCUAAAGGUUUAUCAUAGAACUAUCUCUUAGUUUCAUUGAUCAUUUCUAUUUUUUUAGUUUCUGUUUCAUUUAUUUCUGCUCUGAUGUUUAUGAUUUCUUUCCUAGUACUAACUUUGGGUUCUGUUUGUUCUUUUUCUAGUUUCUUUAGGUUUAAGAUUGGGGGUUUUUUUGUGAUUUUUCUUCUUUCCUGAUUUAAGCUUGUAUUGCUAUAAAUUUCCCUCUUAGGGAUUGCUUUUCCUGCAUCCUAUAGAUUUUGGAUUGUUGUGUUUUUGUUUUAAUUUUUCUCCAGGAGUUUUUUCCUUUCCUGUUUGAUUUCUUCAGUGACCCGUUGGUUGUUUAGCAGCAUAUUGUUUCAUCUCCACAUUUUUGUGAUUUUUACAAUUUUUUCCUGUAGUUGAUUUCCAGAUUCACAGUGUUGUGGUUGGAAAAGAUACUAUACAUGUUUUCAAUUUUCUUAAAUUGUCUAAGGCUUCUUUUAUGGCCUAGGGUUAAUUUUAAAAUAGAAUGCCUGAACAGACCAAAGGAAAUAUCAGUAAGAAGUUCAAAUGAUUAAUACCAAUAUUUCUUAAAGUAUUACAGAUACUGGAAUUGUAAGGAAUGCUUCCAAACUCAUUUGAUCAGGCCAGCAUCUCCCUGAUAUAAGACAAAGACUCCACAAGAAAAGGAAACUACAAGCCACAAUCUCUGUUUCAUCUUGGCUUGGCCAUAGUGCCCAGAUGUUUAGCAAAACAGUCUACUGGAUGUUUGUGUAGGAUUUGUCUCCUAAGAUUACUAUUUUGAUGGAUGGAGUUGAAUAAAUUAGGUUAUUCUCCUUAGUGUGGGUGUGCCUCUUCUAAUCAGUUGUAGUUCUUAAUAGAACAAAAACUUAUCUUCCCUGAAGUAGACGUAUUCUGCCUAUAGACUGUGUUUGGAUUUCAAGUAUAAUUCUUCCCUUAGAUUUCCAGUGUGCCCAUUUAGAUUCAGAUUUUUGGUUUUGGUUUUGGUUUUGGUUUUUUUGUUUCUUUGUUUUUGACCACACUGUAUGGCUUGUGGGACGUUAGUUCCCUGACCAGGGUUUGAACCUGGGCCCUCAACAGUGAAAGCACGGAGUCCUAACCACAGGACUGCCAGGGAAUUCCCUCAAUUGCAUAUUUUUUAUUUAGCCAUUCCUCCAUAAGAACAUGAGUCACUUUCUUAAAGAGGAAAGAAAAAAAAAAAAAGGAAAAUUAAUAUACGUGUAUAAACACAUGCACUUACACAUAUGCAUCAUGAUGGUUUUGUUUUUGUGAAGAAUCAUGACUAAUCAUAUUUUAAUCUAUUAGAAAUCAAAUUGUGCCUUAUAAAUGAAAAAUCAUUUCUUCUGUGUAAUCUCCUGAACAGGAUAAUUUUUGUGAAGUGUUCAGCAUCUUUUUGGAAAUCAUAAAAAAUAAAAUUUCUUAAUUUUGAUCACAUAUAAAAUGACAAGUGAUUUCAGAGCUUUCACAUUCAUUCUCUAUUCACUGAAAUGGGCUUCAUACUGAAUGUAUUAGGAUGUCCUUACAGUGUGAGGAGGUCUUCUGACUCACUCCCCAAUAAAACUGGUGAAAAUUAUUUUAAUGACAAACAUUUCAAGCUGCUGGAAAUGGUGAUAAAGGCAAAUAGCAGAUGAACAUCUGUUCAGGAAAAUCUAGGAAGAGCCAAUAACGGUAUAAUAUCUUUAUAAGGUGACAUAUUGUAACUAGAUUUAUCAUGGUGAUCACUUUGAAAGGUAUAGAAAUAUUGAAUCACUGUUGUGUAAGAGGAACUAACAUAGUGCUGUAGGUCAAUUAUACUUGAGGAACAAACAAACUCAUAGGAAUAGAGAGCAGAUUUGAGGUUACCAGAGAUGGGGGAGGGGAAUUGGAUAAAUGCAAUCCAAAGGUCCAAACUUCCAGUUAAAAGAUAAGUACAGGGAUGUAAUGUACAACAUGGUAAAUGUAAUUCACACUGCUGUAUGUGAUAUAUGAAAGUAGCUGAGAGAGUAAGUUCUAAGAGUUCUCAUCACAAGGUAAAAAUUUAUUUUUUGUUUCUUAUUUUUGUAUCUAUAGGAGAUGAUGAAUGCUCAAUAAACUUAGUGUGAUAGUCAUUUCAUGAUGAAUGUAUGUCAGAUUAUUAUGUGGUAAUGUAUACAGUGAUGUAUGGAAUCUUAUCUCAAUAAAACUGA
Messenger RNA from Hippopotamus amphibius kiboko, 7044 nucleotides. Its product is annotated as zinc finger protein 791-like. Gene Ontology annotation, molecular function: RNA polymerase II cis-regulatory region sequence-specific DNA binding; DNA-binding transcription factor activity, RNA polymerase II-specific. NCBI's taxonomy places the organism in Eukaryota, Metazoa, Chordata, Mammalia, Artiodactyla, Hippopotamidae. The coding region runs from base 106 to 1128 and encodes 340 amino acids. Gene Ontology annotation, biological process: regulation of DNA-templated transcription. The record is from RefSeq and is a predicted model, not a curated record. The transcript is spliced from 4 exons.